This is a messenger RNA of Patiria miniata (bat star), 942 nucleotides long. RefSeq lists its product as uncharacterized. Gene Ontology annotation, molecular function: oxidoreductase activity. The record is from RefSeq and is a predicted model, not a curated record. The transcript has 5 exons. Lineage: Eukaryota; Metazoa; Echinodermata; Asteroidea; Valvatida; Asterinidae. Bases 115 to 777 code for a protein of 220 amino acids.
GCAUGAUAUGCAUUUAUCACAGAGCUCUAUGAUUCAUCAACACAGAAGUUGUGAACAUUCUAAUAGUUUUAACAUUUAUUGAUUGUAGUAGGCUAGUAACUAUAAUACUACAGAAUGAGUAGAAAAGCCCUCGUUCACGUGGAUGUCGUGAGUGAUGUGAUAUGCCCGUGGUGCUGGGUUGGCAAGAGACGCUUGGAAGAAGCAAUGCGACAACAAAAAGAUAAAUAUGAGUUUGUGGUGCGCUGGGAGCCGUUUCUGCUCAGGCCAGAGAUGCCCGAGGAAGGCAUGCCUAGGCCCCCAGGGUUUCCCAGUCCAAGUGCAUUUCAGAACCUGAGAGAGGCAGGCCAGGCUGUGGGCAUUGACUUCACACAGAAGAGCCAGAGGAUUCCCUGGACGGUGCUGGCUCACACACUGCUGGAGUUUGCUAAGGAGACGGAGGGAGGCAGGAUGCAGAACGAUCUCCAGGAGGCUAUCUUCAAGGGUUUCUUCACUGACGGUUUGCUACCUGACCAAGAGAAUCUUCUCAAGUUUGCAGAUGCCGUUGGACUGGAUGCGGAGAAGGCUCGGACAUUUAUUCAGGACAAGACGCACCAGAAGAAAGCAUACGACAGAGCGAGGCAUUGGGCUAGGCAAGGAGUUACGGGUGUUCCUACAUUUUACAUGAACGGACAGCCAACAUUUUCAGGUGCGCAGGACGUGAACGUCUUCGCCAAGAUGUUCGAGCGAGCUGCAACCAAGUUUGCUAACCAGAAACUGGAGAUACCAGCCAAUAUGUAAUAUGUAAAAACAAAUCUGUUCAUUACUGAGUUUGUUGAUGUACAAAUUUAGGGGGGGGGGGGCUAAAGGAGAUAUCAGGCCAGUGCUACGGGUGUAGCAUAUAAAUGUUGUCUUAGGAGGCAACAAGGGCAGAUCCAGGGGGGGGGGCCAUGGGGGCCAUGGCCC